Messenger RNA from Tribolium castaneum (red flour beetle), 538 nucleotides. Its product is annotated as peroxynitrite isomerase THAP4. NCBI's taxonomy places the organism in Eukaryota, Metazoa, Arthropoda, Insecta, Coleoptera, Tenebrionidae. The transcript has a single exon. The coding region runs from base 1 to 498 and encodes 165 amino acids. The record is from RefSeq and is a predicted model, not a curated record.
AUGUCUCGAAGUUUCGCAAAAACUGUCAACGACGCUGUGAAACCCCUGUGCUGGUUAAUCGGUCACUGGAAAUCUAUCAAAGCUGAGGGAAUUUACCCCACAAUUGAACCAUUCACGUACUGCGAUGAAAUAGUUUUUGAAAGUAUCGGCCAGCCCUUGCUAAACUACACCUCGAAAACCUGGCACCCAGAAAAGGGGAACCCCAUGCACUUCGAGAGCGGAUUUUUACGAAUAAAUCCGGGGACAAACAAUGUCGCUUUCAUGAUUGCCCACAAUUUUGGCGUGACUUCUUUGGAAGAAGGCGUCGUCACGGGCACAACACUCAAGUGUAAAUCAACCCAAAUCUCAAGAAUGAGUUUUGCGAGGGAUCCCCCGGUUUUAGCAAUCGAGCGGGAAUUUAAACUAGUGGAGAACGGCAAUUUGGAAAUCACUGUGUAUAUGGAAACGGCCAAAACGGCUCUAACCCAGCACUUGAAAGCCGUGUACGAAAAAAUGUAAAUAUUGUAGGGAAAAAAAUAAAACACACUUUAAAAUUUCA